CAGUGGUCACCAACCAGUCGAGAGCCUUCACUGUGGAUCCCAGUAAAGCUCUGGACUCACUGGCUGAGGUGUGAGGAGCAUCGACCUGCAGAGCCAGAUAAACAUUGGAACUGGUGUGAAAGAUCAUUUCACUGUGUUCUGCUGUAAACUGAGCGCAGAACCAGAAGGAAAUAGACCAGACCUUGAAUAUCUAGAAGAGCAGCGUGGCCUGAACCACAACUGAGCCGCAGCCGGUGCAACAUGGACGAGGACAUUAAGAGGAAAGUUGGACCAUCACACAAACCAGGUCAGGACCACAGACUGAGAGCAGAGUCUCCAGGGUCCAGCUGUCUGUCUCUGAAGAGUGACUGGUCAAAAGAACUUAAUCCUCCAGACUUCAGUAAUGAACCUGGACCCUCACCCACAGAGGAGAGGAAGAGGAGUCAUGUUUCUGAGGAGGAGCAGUCGUCCUGCUGUGCUUCGUGUCAGGAUGUCCUGAAGGAUCCAGUCUCCACCAGCUGUGGACACUGGUUCUGCAGACAGUGCAUCACCUCAUACUGGGACCAGUCUGGUUCUUCAGGAGAAUCCUCCUGUCCCCAGUGUGGACAAAGAUCCAGAACAGGAGCUGGAGCAGAUCGUGGUCUGCAGGAGGUUUCAGAUGAACAUCAGCUCAGUGUGAGGAGGAGAUGUGAACAUGUGACUGAAGGAAGUGAUGAAACAGGAAGUAGAACCCUCCUCAACAGGAUCUACACUGAGCUCCACAUCACAGAGGGACAGAGUGAAGAGGUUAAUACUCAACAUGAGGUGAGGCAGCUUGAGACGGCUUCCAAGAUGAAGAUCCUCCAGGACACUCCCAUCAAGGUCCACGACAUCUUUAAAGCCUCCACUGACCAGCAGAGCAGCAUCAGAGUCGUCCUGACCAACGGCGUCGCUGGCGUUGGAAAAACCUUCUCGGUGCAGAAGUUCACUCUGGACUGGGCAGAGGGUUUAGAGAACCAGGAUGUGGGUCUGCUGGCUGUGCUUUCGUUCAGGGAGCUGAACCUGGUGAAGGACCAGCAGCACAGUCUUCUCACGCUGCUCCAUGUUUUCCAUCCAGCGUUACAGAAGCUCACAGCAGAGACGCUCGCUGUCUGUAAACCUUUGUUCAUCUUUGACGGCCUGGAUGAAAGCAGACCUUCUCUGGACUUCAACCACAGGGAGCUUGUGUCUGAGGUCACACAGAGGUCAUCAGUCAACGUGCUGCUGACAAACCUCAUCCAGGGGAAUCUGCUUCCCUCGGCUCUCGUCUGGAUAACCUCCAGACCUGCGGCAGCCAAUCAGAUCCCUCCUACAUGUGUUGACAGGGUCACAGAAGUACGAGGCUUCACUGACGCCCAGAAGGAGGAGUACUUCAGGAGGAGAUUCAGUGAUGAAGAGCUGUGCAGCAGAAUCAUCUCACACAUCAAGACGUCCAGGAGCCUCCACAUCAUGUGUCAAAUCCCAGUCUUCUGCUGGAUCAGUGCUACAGUUCUGGAGCACAUGUUGACCACAGACCAGAGAGGAGAGCUGCCCAAGACCCUGACUGACCUGUACUCACACUUCCUGCUGGUUCAGACAAAGAGGAAGAGCAACAAGUACGGUGAGGGACAUGAGACGACUCCACAGCAGCUGAUGGAGGCUGACAGGGACGUUCUCCUGAAGCUGGGGAGGCUGGCGUUUAAACAUCUUAGGAAAGGAAGCAUCAUGUUCUACCAAGAAGACCUGGAGCGGUGUGGUCUUAAUGUCACAGAGGCCUCAGUGUACUCAGGAGUUUGUACUGAGAUCUUCAGAAGAGAGUGUGUGAUCUUCCAGAAAUCAGUCUACUGUUUUGUUCAUCUGAGUGUUCAGGAGUUUCUGGCUGCAGUCUACAUGUUCUACUUUUACACACACACUGAAGAACUCAACAACUUCUGGGGAACAGAUGUGGACACAGACAGUACCUUCUCCCUGGAUGACCUCCUGAAGAGAACCAUGGAGAAAUCCCUCACCAGUACAAAUGGUCAUCUGGACCUGUUUGUUCGCUUCCUUCAUGGCCUCAGUCUGGAGUCCAACCAGAGAGUCUUAGGAGGCCUGCUGGGUCGGACAGAGAACAAUCCAAAUAUCAUCAAGAGAAUCAUCAACAACCUGAAGGAGAUGAAGAGUGAUGACAUUUCUCCUGACAGAAGCAUCAACAUCUUCCACUGUCUGACUGAGAUGAACGACCACUCAGUUCAUCAGCAGAUGAAACAGUUCCUGACGUCAGAGAACAGAUCGAAGAAGAAACUCUCUGUGAUCCACUGCUCAGCUCUGGCCUACAUGCUGCAGAUGUCAGAGGAGGUUCUGGAUGAGUUGAACCUGAAGAAGUUCAACACAUCAGUCCAGGGUCAAUGGAGACUGAUCCCAGCUGUGAGGAACUGCAGGAAGGCUCAACUCUGUGGUUGUGAACUCUCAGAGACUCAGUGUGAAGUCGUGGCCUCAGCUCUGAAGUCACACCCCUCACAUCUGAGAGAACUGGAUCUGAGUAGAAACUUCCUGCAGGAUUCAGGAGUGAAGCUGCUGUGUUCUGGACUGGAGAGUCCAAACUGUCGACUGGAGACUCUGAGGUUGAUUCGCUGCAGUCUGACAGAUAUCAGCUGUUCUUCUCUGGCUUCAGCUCUGAGGUCAAACCCCUCUCAUCUGAGAGAACUGGAUUUGAGCUACAACAAUGACCUGCAGGACUCAGGAGUGAAGGAGCUGUGUAGUUUUCUACAGAGUCCAACCUGUCAACUGGAGACUCUGAGGUUCUGGAACUGCAGUCUGCCAGGGAUCAGCUGUUCUUCUCUGGCUUCAGCUCUGAGGUCAAACCCCUCUCAUCUGAGAGAACUGGAUCUGAGGUACAACGACCUGCAGGACUCAAGAGUGAAGGAGCUGAUUGAUCUAAAGCAGAGUCCAACCUGUCGACUGGAGACUCUGAGGUGGCAGGGGGGAUCUUUGAGCUGGUGAGUGUGAAGAGGACAGUGUGUGUGGACGGAGGGUGAGCUGUGUCCUGAGGAUCCAGAGGCUGAAGCAGCAGCAGCUUGUGUGUAGUCUCCAAUCUACACAACCCCUAAUCUGCAUGUGUUUGUGAGAUGAAGCCGGAGCACCUGGAGAAAACACGGGGAGAACAUGCAGACUCCACAUAGGAAGACCCCAUCUGAACCGGAUUCAAACCUGUCAAGGAUAUAUGAUAUAUUAUAUGUGAUGUUGUGAUACGUGAUGUAGUGAUAUAUGAUGAUGAUGGCUUUACUGGUGCCAUGUGCUUGGCCCUAUUGUAAGUCGAAGGAUUUGUAUUUUCCUUUUGGGGUCAGGGCCUCAUUUUGAUUAUUUCUAUAAAUGAUAUAUUGUGAAUUUAACCAGCUACAGAAGUUACAUCAUUGUUCCUGAUGCUGCUGGGGAGUUAAAUAGAGAAAUACUGUCCUCACCUGGUUACAUUGUGGUAUUGCACGGUACCACGGUUCUCCGGCAGUGGCAGGAAAAUAGUCAAACAUAUAAUCAAAACAGCAAAAUCUUGUCCUCUGGUAAAUAUAAUUAAAAGUAAUUGCCCACCAUGAGAGAUAAAGCUUUAUUUUCUAUUAAACCUAUGCUAACAACUAAAUGCUACUGGUAAAAUAACUUUACCAGUGCUGCUAUAUUAUACACCAGUUUGCCAGUAGUGAAUUGCUGAGCCCUAUGUCUCACUCAGUGAGGCUUGAUGAUGCAGGUACUUUAAUAUAUAAACCUUUUGUUAUAAAGGUCACAUUACUGUCUGACUGCUCAGCUGCUCAGCUGAAACCCCUGUGUUUGUGUUUGUCUGUCAGUAGAUGAUACACAGGGAACAAAAGGAAAACAACUUCAUUGUUGAAUAUUUUUGUAUUGUUUAACUAAAAUAAAUUGGAAACCAGCUGGUAACAAA
Molecule: messenger RNA, 3886 nt
Organism: Pleuronectes platessa (European plaice)
Lineage: Eukaryota; Metazoa; Chordata; Actinopteri; Pleuronectiformes; Pleuronectidae
Product: NACHT, LRR and PYD domains-containing protein 12
Exons: 9
Coding region: 241-2958 (905 amino acids)
Molecular function (GO): protein binding
Source: RefSeq, a predicted model, not a curated record